UUCUUAUAUUUCAGAUGGAAGAUAAAAAAGUAGAAAUAAUUAUGGAAGAGAUAGAGAUAAAACAAGAAGAAAUUUGUCCAUUUUCUAUUUUAGAAGAAGCAACUGCUGGGGAUGAAAAUGUUAAAUUGGAAAAUACUGAAAAUACAGUUUUAGAUGGUAAAGCUGAAGAUACAACACAUGGAAUCAAAUUAGAAGAAAAACAAAUGGUUUCCAUCAAGGAAGAAAUUCCUUCAUGUUCUACUCUAGAAGAUACUUGUACAGUUUAUGUACAGGGAGAGGACAUCAAGAUGGAAAAUAGACAAACAAAAAGAGAAAAUAUGGAUGAUGGAUUUGAUCCACUACAAUCUGAACCAAAGAGAAUGAAGUCGACUAAAAGAAGAUAUCCUUGUAAUGAGUGUGAUUAUGUUGCAACACGAGGAAAUCACUUGGAGAUUCAUAUUGAUAGCAUACACCGCGGUAUAAGACAUCCAUGCUCUGAGUGUGAGUUUUCUGCGACUACCGCUAGUUCUCUUAGAAUUCAUGUUAAAAGUAAACAUGAGGGAGUAAAAUAUCCUUGUUCUGAAUGUGAAUAUUUUGCAACACAAGCAGGUGCGCUGAUUAUUCAUGUCAGAAAUAAACAUGAAGGAGUUAGAUAUCCAUGUUCUCAAUGUCAGUAUACUGCAUCUCAGAAAGGAGAUCUGAAAUCACAUAUUAAAGAUAAGCACGAAGGAGUUAGAUAUCCCUGCUCUGAUUGUGAGUAUAUUGCAACAACAGUAAAGAACCUUUGGCGACAUGUAAAACGUAUACAUGAAGGAGUGAGAUAUCCUUGUUCUGAAUGUGAUUAUUCUGCAACUACAGCAAAUAACCUAAAGUUUCACAUAGAAAGUAAGCACAAACAAGUGAGAUAUCCCUGUCAGCAAUGUGAUUAUGUUGCGUCUCUCGCAAAUACUCUGAAGGUUCAUAUUAAAAGUAAACAUGAAGGAGUAAAAUAUCCAUGUUCUAAGUGUGAAUAUGCCGCAACUCAGAAAGGAGAUCUAAAAACACACAUAGAAAACAUUCAUGAAGGAGUGAAACAUCCUUGUUCCGAAUGUGAAUAUGUUGCAUCUAAGGCAUGCCACCUGAAAAGACAUUUCGUGAGGAAACAUGGAGAUGACAAAUGUUCCGUAAAAUUCUGAAAACAAAUUCACUUAUCCUUAUCUUCUAAAAGAAAUAUAGACAUGCCAUACAACCCUAGAAUGUAGACAUUAAUCGAUUAUUCUUUUUCUUAUUUGGAUAAUAAGGGCAAUUGAUUUAUUCAAAAGAUAAAAGUACUUAUAAACUGAAAUCAUUGUAAAUCAAUUCAAGCUACAAUUCAUACAAUUUUUGUAAAUGAAAAGAAUAUCAGUAAAUUCAAUUUUUCCUUCCUCAUCAUAAAACGGAAGGCAUAAGGAUUUUAACAGGAAGAUUGUGAAACAAACCAGUCACCCUCCUGACCCCAUUAACAAACCAGUCACCCACCUGACCCCAUUAACAAACCAGUCACCCUCCUGACCCCAUUAACAAACCAGUCACCCUCCUGACCCCAUUAACAAACCAGUC
This is a messenger RNA of Eurytemora carolleeae, 1557 nucleotides long. RefSeq names its product RE1-silencing transcription factor B-like. NCBI's taxonomy places the organism in Eukaryota, Metazoa, Arthropoda, Copepoda, Calanoida, Temoridae. The transcript has 4 exons. Gene Ontology annotation, biological process: regulation of transcription by RNA polymerase II. Bases 15 to 1154 code for a protein of 379 amino acids. Gene Ontology annotation, molecular function: RNA polymerase II transcription regulatory region sequence-specific DNA binding; DNA-binding transcription factor activity, RNA polymerase II-specific. Gene Ontology annotation, cellular component: nucleus. The record is from RefSeq and is a predicted model, not a curated record.